AUGUGGAACUCGGUGGCUCUUGUCCUCUCUGGAUUCUCUGCUUUGAUUCACGUGUCGGUGCAGGGCCCUCACCAGAGGAGCCUGUUGAAGAACCUCCUGAAGGACUACAACCGGAUGGAGCGGCCGGUGGGCAACGACUCCCAGCCGCUCACCGUGAUCUUCUCCAUCAGCAUGGUGCAGAUCAUGGACGUGGAUGAGAAGAACCAGGUGCUGACCACUAACAUGUGGCUCCGGAUGAGUUGGUUCGACCAUUAUCUCCAGUGGAACCAAAGCGAGCACCCCGGGGUGAAAAACCUCCGCUUCACCACAGACCAGAUCUGGACCCCAGACAUCCUGCUCUACAACAGUGCAGAUGACGACUUUGACUCCACCUUCAAGACCAACGUCCUGGUGAACUCCAGCGGCUACGCCGAGUACCUGCCUCCAGGAAUCUUCAUGAGCACCUGUAACGUGGACGUUCGCUGGUUCCCCUUUGACAUCCAGAAGUGUGAGCUGAAGUUCGGCUCUUGGACGUACGACGGCUGGUUGCUGGACCUCCAGAUGAACGACGCUGACGUCUCGGGCUACAUGCCCAAUGGAGAGUGGGACUUGAUCGGAGUUCCCGGCACCAGGAACGAGGCCUUCUACGGUUGUUGCAAGGAGCCGUACCCGGAUGUGACGUUCAUCGUGACGAUACGCCGGCGGACGCUCUACUACGCCCUGAACCUGCUCAUUCCCUGUGUGCUGCUGUCUUCGAUGACGCUGCUCAUCUUUGUGCUGCCGGCUGACUCUGGGGAGAAGAUCUCACUGGGCAUCACUGUCUUACUGUCCCUGACGGUGUUCAUGUUGCUGGUUGCAGAGAUCAUGCCGGCCACAUCUGACUCCGUCCCUCUGAUCGGUCAGUACUUUGCCAGCAUCAUGAUCAUCGUUGGGAUGUCCGUCAUGGCCACCGUGGUGGUGCUGCAGUAUCACCACCACGACCCCAACGGAGGCAACAUGCCCAAAUGGGUGCAGCUGGUCUUGCUGCAGUGGGUCGCGUGGUUCUUGCGUAUGAAGCGACCGGGAGAGAGCGACGACCCGGAGCGGCCUCCGUGUGCCCCCCACUUGCGCCGAUGCUCUUCGGGCACGGCGAGCGGGAGCAUCCCGAAUCCCAAGGACCCCACCCUCCACCCACUGCACCCGCAGAACCUGGCUCCUCUGCACGCCGGGCAUCCUUACCUCCACAGCCAAUCGAGCGGCAACAACAACGGGAACCUUCUCUUCGUGGGCUACCAGAGCAUGGAGGACCCUUCCAUUAUCUCAGAGCCUCUCCAGAGGACCACCGUCUCCACAGGGCCUCCGCGGGUACCGGGUAGCUCGCCUCCUCAACUGCCAUCGCAGUUCUGCAGCUCUCCACCACCUCCCAGCCCCAAUGUGGAUAAUGCAGGGUGCCCCAGCACCGUCUCCAGUGGUGGGGGCUUUGGAGGAGGACCCGGGGGGCUUGGCGGGUGCUUGACUGCAGGGAUAGGAGACUCCCAGCUCCAGGCCAUCUUGGAGGAGGUGCGUUACAUGGCAGACCGCUUCCGGGAGCAGGACGAGGACGCGAGCGUGGCCGACCAGUGGAAGUUCGCCGCGGCUGUAAUCGACCGUCUGUGCUUGGUGGCGUUCAGCGUCUUCAACAUCAUAGGCACCAUCUCCAUCCUCAUGUCAGCUCCCAACUUCGUGGACGCCAUUUCCAAAGACUUUAUUUGAAAGCAAAGAGGAAAAAGGAGGCGGAGAAGCGCGGAGGAAAGGAUGACGGAGUUUAAAUCAGGGAUGAAGGAUGGAGUGGGCCCGGAUCCGAGGAAACACAAUGUCCCGCGUGACUGUCGGCUCGGUUCAUGGGGAUUGAAAGGACCUUGGAAACAGUACAACAAACAAAUGGUUUUCUUUGCUUUACAUUCUGUUUUGUAACCGAUGUAUAAGAAGAACAGACGAGGAGGAGAGCAGAGGGAAAUGAGGGGGAGCAGGGUGCUUGAUCAGAUUAUUGACAAGAUUAAAUGCAUUCUGGUGGUUAUUUCAAAGACUUUACCACAAAAAUGAGUAAAACGAAGGAAUCGCGGAGAGAAAAGGAAGAGAAGACUAUUAGUCCAGUAGGAAAGCUCUUAAAGCAAGAGAGGGAUUGAGAGUGAGAGGCAAAGGAGAUAGAUAGAGACAGAAAAGAAGACGUAUAUCUGUCUGUUUGGGGAAGACAGUUGAGAACGGACUGCAUCAUUUAAAGUGGUGGAAGGAAGAGGAAACAAAUCAUUUUUACAGACAAAGAACGAUGACCUCAUAGCUUGUGACAUUGUGAUGAGGAGAAACAGUUUGAUGCUCGGCUUUACCCAACUGGACAGAAGAUGGCGAAGCAGAGAGGAACUCAUCUAUUGUUCAAUCAUAUUCAUCUAAUGACCGUCAAAUUGAAAGACCUUGGGUAAUCUUUAAGCGGCUUUUAAAAGAUGAAGUGGCCUCCCUGCUUGAAGCAAACCACUUUACAUUUCCAAGUCCUUCUCUCUUUGAGGAGAUUCAAGACGCACCAAUCAGCAGAGAUCAAAAGCUCCCUCGCAGCGUUGUGCAGCGCUAAAAUCCCCUCCGGGAAUCUGAAUUAACCGGUCUGAAACCACGCAAUGCCAGUAACCGCACCGCAGUGGAGGCUUGAAGCACUAAUAACCACGAAGCAAUUACCUAACUGUAUCUGGCAGGUCCUAAUGGAUCAACUGGCCUCAUUGGAUCUCGUAUCAAAGGUUUAAUAACUGAAAUGGGAGGUCAGGACUUUAAAGAACACGAGAGGGACAAAAUAAAUAGUUCAGAAUCCACAAUUUUAUAAGGAGAAGCAACAUCCUAUCAGAUCCCUUCCAGAGCUUAUAGCUAUAAGGAUUUCACACAUAUCUAAAAUGACAAAUUAGAUUUGAAUGAAGCUGUAUUUUCCGAAAAUUGAGUCCAGUCAAUAAAGUGUUGAUUUAAAAGGUUUAAUACGUUUGGGUUUGAAUGUGUGCUGAAUGCAAGGUCAGCCUGACUUAGUUUAACUCAUGGAUGUCGGUCUAACACCAUUUUCAAUUUGCAGAGAAAUUUGAUUAUAUCAAAUUUCCGAUCUACUUUUAUUUACCACCUUUUAUGACCGUGUUUAAAUUAAUUCCCAUUGCACUACAUAGAGUGUCUUAACCCUAAUAGAGAGGAAUGUCUGUGGCAUGUCAAAUGUCUGCAACACAUCCCUCUAUUACAACGAGGGAGUCAAUAAAGGAGUGAUGUUGGGCCCGGCCCAUGAUUAUAAGAAAAAGAUGCGUCAUGAAAGUUCCCCUUUAACAACUUAACUCAGCAAAAGUUAUUGCUGCUUAAUGCUCGACGGAUUCCAAGAUCGUGUCACGUUGUCUUCAAUAUACUUUUUCAUGUGGAUACAGCGAGUGAAAAUAAAUGGAGAAAUAUCAGAGACAUUAUUCAGAGUUUUUCCUGUAAAAGCGGUAGAUCAAAUAGUCCGUCUGUGAUUCAUGCACAUGUACCCGCCCACGUAACACACACAUAACACAAGCGGUGAAUGUUUAGGCAUUAAAAUAUGGAUAACGUGUGUUUUCUUGCAUUUGAGAGACAAACACCGACCGCAAAGUACGCCGAGCUCACGAUUCACUGGAAGCAAAUACGUUAAAGUUGACCUUCACUUGGCCGAACGACUUUCAAGAGUCACUCGACAUAUCCCAUGAAACAAAUACAAUCUGCUAUAAAUUGUAUUUCAUUGUGAGAGUUGUCUCUAAUGCUUAAAAUCAGUCAUUUCCUGUUUUUCAGCAAACAUUUGCCCAACAGGAGUAAAUGGAGCAUCUUUUGGGGACUGCUCUAGUGAGUAUUUCCAUCAGCAGCACUGACUCUACAGACCUUUUCCUUUCACAUGCUGGCUUGGCUUGACACGGUUUGAGUUGGCACAGUCCAGACCGGCGGGGAUCUGCAUCUCCAUGACGACAGGGCCACCUGCCUGAAGCGGUGUAAGAACCGGGGUCAAAGUACGACGUGUUUUUAAUACUUUGAAAGAAAAUGAUGGCCGGUGGAAUAAGCGAUUACAGACGAUGGCUUUACAGAUAAUACUUGUUAGGAGUCGUAUUUUGGUAUUUUCCAGGGAUUUGAUGACAAUGAUAAAAGUAUAUAAUAUUGGCAGCAUUAUCCUGUAAAGUUCAUGAAUCUUUGCUUAAGCGCAUCCAACACUUAAGAUCCAACACUGUUUCUGUUGGCUUGACAUUUACUAUCCACACAGAGUAGAGACAGUUGUGCAAAUACUUCAUCUCUUCACCUCCAGUCAUCUUCUGUCAAGUCUCCCAGCAGGCGGGAAAAAUAAACUUCCUGCUGGGAGGUGUGCAGAAGGAUAUUCUGAUACCUAAACCCUGACAUCUGUACACUGCUCAUCCUGGAAAUAAAGCAUUCUCCCUCUUUUCCACCA
This is a messenger RNA of Pseudoliparis swirei, 4396 nucleotides long. It is a transcript of the gene chrna11, whose product is annotated as cholinergic receptor, nicotinic, alpha 11. Gene Ontology annotation, cellular component: postsynaptic membrane; synapse; neuron projection. The transcript has 10 exons. Gene Ontology annotation, molecular function: transmembrane signaling receptor activity; acetylcholine-gated monoatomic cation-selective channel activity. Bases 1 to 1710 code for a protein of 569 amino acids. Gene Ontology annotation, biological process: signal transduction; monoatomic ion transmembrane transport; regulation of membrane potential. The record is from RefSeq and is a predicted model, not a curated record. Lineage: Eukaryota; Metazoa; Chordata; Actinopteri; Perciformes; Liparidae.